Messenger RNA from Pistacia vera, 2227 nucleotides. Its product is annotated as SUN domain-containing protein 3-like. The transcript has 5 exons. The record is from RefSeq and is a predicted model, not a curated record. Gene Ontology annotation, cellular component: membrane; cytoplasm. The coding region runs from base 215 to 1906 and encodes 563 amino acids. NCBI's taxonomy places the organism in Eukaryota, Viridiplantae, Streptophyta, Magnoliopsida, Sapindales, Anacardiaceae. Gene Ontology annotation, biological process: protein folding in endoplasmic reticulum.
AACAUUAACAAUAAUUUAGUUAAGAGUUGGUUUUUUAAUAGAACAAGCAUCUUCAUGCACGGAACCGACGCAACUACGCUUCCUUUUUUGGUACAGAAGAAGGGUAUUUUUGUAAGUGAAAAUCAAUUAAGUACUUGUGCUGUUGAUCAAACUUUCUGUGUGUUUUCUUAGGGAAUCACACUUAAGAUUCGUCGGCGUCUUUCAGUAAUGAAAAAUGCAGAGAUCACGUAACGCUUUUCUUAUUCUCGCCAGAAAACGAAAAGCUUUUUAUUACAACUUGUUCAUUCGUUGUUGCCUUUCUCUGUUCUUCAUUUCUCGUGCUCUUUCCCACAAAGACAGACCAGAGAUUUUGGAUAAAAAAUUAUGUCUGCCAGAUGCCCGGGUGGGAUUCAUGAAAGUGUUUCUUCCUGGAGCUGAGUGUCGGACUGUGGAUAUGUGUUGUUACUCUGCUGAUGGGAAUGACACGACGGUCUCCGGCAAUCAAAAGAGAUGUGAAGGAGAAGAUGUUACAUUAGUCAAAGAGCAAGCCGAGGCUGACAAUCUUAGUCUGAGUGAAACUAUAUUGGUAAAGGAUACACCAAAGAGUGAUCGGUUGGUUCGUGAUGUGCCACUAGGUUUUGAUGAGUUUAAAAAUAAAGCGAUUAAUCCUAGGGGAAAGCCUGCCCUGCACCAAGCUGGAAGCAUUAAGUACAGAGUAGAGCCUGGUGGGGAGGAGUAUAAUUUUGCAUCUGCCUCUAAGGGAGCUAAGCUCGUUGCUGCCAACAAGGAGGCAAAGGGGGCACCUAACAUCUUGGGCAAAGACAUGGACAAAUACCUUCGCAAUCCCUGCUCAGCUGAAGAGAAAUUCGUGGUCAUAGAACUUUCUGAAGAAACUUUAGUAGAUACCAUUGAAAUAGCAAAUUUUGAGCACCACUCCUCCAACUUGAAGGGAUUUGAGCUACUUGGUAGUUUGGUUUAUCCAACUGACUCAUGGAUGUUGCUUGGGAAUUUUACAGCUAAAAAUAUAAAACAGUCUCAGAGAUUCACUCUUAAAGAGCAUAAGUGGGUGCGAUAUCUGAAAUUAAAUUUCCUUAGCCACUAUGGCUCAGAGUUCUAUUGCACACUGAAUACUGUGCAAGUAUAUGGAGUUGAUGCUGUUGAGCACAUGCUAAAGGAUUUGAUCUCUGCUCAAGACAAUUUCCUUUCAUCUGAGGAAUCAGCUGAUGAGCCAAAAGCAAUUCCUCCACAGGUAUCACCCUCUCAAAUUGAUGGUCAGUAUGAAAAUCUCGUUAAGGAAGGUGACACAAUACCUGGUCCUGAUGAUGCCGCACCAAAACUUGAUGCUUCUGUCAAUGAUGUGGGUGAUCAAGUUGGAGACUUGCGGCAGCAUCCUGUGGGAAGAUUGCCCGGGGAUUCUGUUAUUAAAAUAUUGAUGCAAAAGGUGCGAGCAUUGGACUUGAAUUUGUCUGUCCUGGAGCGGUACCUGGAAGAAUUGAACUCAAGGUAUCGGAACAUUUUCACAGAUUUUGAGAAAGAAAUUGCGGCAAAGGAUGAGCUACUAAGAAAGAUGAACACAGAUUUGAUGAAUCUUGGUGAUAGGAACAAUGCCAUUGAGAAGCAAGUUCAAGAUAUAAUGUCCUGGAAACCGAUCGUCUCCUUGCAAGUAGAUAUUUUAAACAGAGAAAAUGCAUUUUUGAGGUUGAAGGUGGAAAGAAUCUUGGAAAAUCAGGAACACGUGGAAAAUAAGGAGAUCAUUGUGCUUCUUAUAAGCUUGGUUUGUAGUAUCUUCGCAACUUUUAAACUAUUUGCAGAUAUGACAAGUGUAUGUAGAAGAAAACAAGACUUGGGGAUAUUUUGUCGUGCUAAUAUUUCCUGGAUUUUCGCACUGUUAUGUUUUAGCAGUAUAGGAAUUAUUCUUUCCUUGUAAAAUCAGAAGUUAUACCAAGUAAUUUGAGUUUCUCUUUAUAGAUGUGAGAUAGAGAUCUGAUCACCCAAACACUACUACUAUCCAUUAUGUCGAAAUUGCAUCAUGUCCAUAUAUAAAUUUGAUUUUGGUGUUUUUUUUAUUUUCAUAUGCAAAUUUUCAAGAAUGAGCAUCGUCUGGUGUUGGUCGCUUCUACAGAGAAGGGGUGAUUUAUUUUCCAUCCUAAACUUCAUAUAUUUCCUUGAGGAUAUUAUAUCAUGCACCAAGAGAGACAUUCCUCUUGGCUUGUGCCUAUAUGAUUAUGUUUGUCUGAUCUGAAGCAAA